AUGCAAUCUAUUAUUGCCCUCUCAAAGAUUGAAACUAAUCCUCUGUCGGAUGGUGUUGCACUCUGUGCAGAUAUGGCUGCCAUCAAGAUCCUAGGCAUCAUACUGGAAUCCCUCCUCCUUCCAUUCAUCAAUAUUUCACUUUCACUUCAGCAACAAAUUGAGCUCAUCAGCUGCUAUUGUCACCUCACAUUCGCACUUUUCCGCAUGCAUCGCACUGCUUUCAUGCCUCAUGUGCUCUUUUAUGAUACCCAGUCAAUGAGCAAGAACAUCUGUUUCUGUGUGGCAAAGCAGCAGAAACUUGACGGCCGGCAGAAAUUCUGGAUUAUCCAGAUGGGCGAUAAUGACUUAGAGGAGUUGUUUGGCAUCAUGCGCAUGAAAGGGGGGCACAACUCUGCAAUGAACUACUCACAAGCACUUGAUCGAAUUGGUGCUGCAAAGGACAUUGAUGCUGUCUUCAAAAAGCACCCAGAACUCAACCCUGGCUCUUGUCACCUCAAACUGACUAGUGUUGAGGGCUUGGAUCAUAUCUGCCCUGACUUAUGGUGUGGUGAUAUUAUCGCAUCACACUGCAACCUUCCCUCUGCAUGGAUUGCUGGCCAUAACAAGGCCAUUGCAGCACUUAUGUAUUGA
Molecule: messenger RNA, 630 nt
Organism: Suillus subaureus
Lineage: Eukaryota; Fungi; Basidiomycota; Agaricomycetes; Boletales; Suillaceae
Exons: 1
Coding region: 1-630 (209 amino acids)
Source: RefSeq, a predicted model, not a curated record